Acyrthosiphon pisum (pea aphid) is the source of this 597-nucleotide messenger RNA. RefSeq lists its product as uncharacterized. Lineage: Eukaryota; Metazoa; Arthropoda; Insecta; Hemiptera; Aphididae. The record is from RefSeq and is a predicted model, not a curated record. The transcript is spliced from 2 exons. Bases 1 to 531 code for a protein of 176 amino acids.
AUGUCAAUAACUUUGCCAAUAUCACGUCAGCUACAAAAUCCAGAUUUAGAUUUAACAAAGUGUAUUGAAAUGAUAAAUCUUGUGUUGGUUGCUCUCAAAAAUAACAGAGAAGAUACAAGAUUUACUAAUAUUUUUAAUCAAGCUGUGUCUAAAGCAGGCGUGUUAAAUAUUGAUGUUAAAAUUCCACGGAUAUGUAAAAGACAAGCUCACCGAUCAAAUUUAACUACUUCAAGUACUGAAGAAUAUUUUAAAAUUACAGUUUAUUUCACCGUUUUCGAUAAUUUUAUAACGUCUAUUCAAACUAUGUUUUUGGACAAUCAAAAUAAUAUAGUGUUUAAAAUACAACAACUUAUACCAAAUUACUUAAAUGCUCUAUCUGAAGAGGAUAUUUUAAAAGGUGCACCUUUCUAUGAAUCAGAUUUACCAGGAACACUUAACGAAUUAAAAGCUGAAAUCAUGUUGUGGCAGUUACAUUGGGCUAAACAACCAGAAAAAAAAAUCAAAAAUCAGUACGGCUACGGAAGCAUUUAAAGAGACUGAAGGUGAAUAUUUCCCAAACAUACGACAACUAUUACUUAUUCUUGCCGUAUUACCUGU